This is a messenger RNA of Paramecium sonneborni, 2338 nucleotides long. The record is from the annotation of a GenBank genome assembly. NCBI's taxonomy places the organism in Eukaryota, Ciliophora, Oligohymenophorea, Peniculida, Parameciidae.
UUCUAAAUGAGGUACAUUAUAAAAGGUAGAAGUUUCUUUUGAUUAAAAUAUAGGUGGUGUUUGGAAGAAUAGUGAGGAUGAGAUUCUUAAAGCAGCAGUCAUGAAAUAUGGUUUGAAUCAAUGGUCUCGUAUAUCAUCGCUACUUGUUAGAAAAUCAGCAAAGUAAUGUAAGUAGCGUUGGUACGAAUGGCUUGAUCCUUCAAUAAAGAAAACAGAAUGGACAAGAGAGGAAUAAGAGAAAGUACUUCAUCUUGCAAAGAUAUUUCCAAGUUAAUGGAGAACAAUAGCUCCAAUAGUUGAUCGCACUCCAAUGCAAUGUGUUGAAUAAUAUGAGAAACUAUUAGAUUUAGUAUAAAUAUCAUAUAAAUAUCACUUUAGGCAUAAGGUAAAGAUCUAAAUGAUCCAAAUGAUCCAAGAAGAUUGAGACCAGGAGAAAUUGAUCCAAAUCCUGAAACAAAAGCAGCAAGACCUGAUCCUAUAGAUAUGGACGAAGAUGAAAAAGAAAUGUUAGCAGAAGCAAGAGUUAGAUUAGCAAAUACAAAAGGUAAGAAAGCCAAAAGAAAGGCAAGAGGAAAAUUAAUUGAAGAAGCAAGAAGAUUAGCUUUAUUGUAAAAGAAAAGAGAAUUAAAAGCUGCAGGGAUUUAAUAUAUUAAUCAUAGAAUCGAGAAGCAUCAUAUCAAAUUAUAGGAUCGAAAAUACAAAGGAAUUAAUUAUAAUAGAGAAUUGGCAUUCGAAAGAAUGGUUCCUGAUUUUGUACAUGAAACUACAGGAGAAGAACCAGAACCUGAUAAGAAAAUAUCAAAUGUUAGUCUUUAAGCAUUAGAAGGAUAGAGAAGAGAUGAAGAAGAAGAAAUAAGAAGAAAAAUAGAUUAAAGAAGAAUUAAGAAAUUAAAAGAAAGAGAGUUAGAUUAAGCUGUUUCUUUCUAAAAUAAAUAUUAAGUUAAAUUCACACCUUAAACUAAAUUAUAAUUACCUUAACCAUAAUUAAAAGAUUAAGAUUUAGAAUUAUUAGGUAAAAUUAAUGCAGUUAAUGAAAUUUCUGAACAUACUACUUCUGCUACUAGAGCUCUAGUUGGAAAUUAUUCUACAAGAGAUUAGAGUUAAUCUAAUAUGAGAACUCCAAGAGCACCUAAUACAGUAUUGAGAGAAGCUUAAAAUAUUAUUGCAUUAUAACAUACAGAAACACCAUUAGUUGGUGGAAUGAAUAAUCCUAUUGAUAUUAGUAAAAAUAUUGGCAAUUAAACUCCUAAUUAAUUAGCUAAUUUUUUAAAGGAAACUCCAAGGAGGUAAGUUGAUACAUCAAAUGAUGCAUUUGGAAUUAAUAUUGAAGAAUAUGAAAAAGCAUGGGAAGAACCAAGUUAAAGUGUUGCUUAUAUUAAUGCUGAAUAAGAAAGAUAAUAAUAAUUGAAGAAUGAAUAAAAAUUAAAAGAACUUAUUAAGUAGAAAUUAAAAUCUCUACCAAAACCAAAAAAUGAAUUCACUAUUGAAAUUCCUAAAAUGGAUAAUGAAGAAUAAAAGGAAAUGGAAUUGUAAUAUAUUUAUAUUUAUUUUAUUUUAGAGAAAUGGAUGCUGAGGAUAAACUCAAAAUUAUUAAACAAAAAAAAUUAGUAGAAUAAUAAAAGAAAUUUAGAUAAAAAACAUUAGCUCAUUAAAAGAAUUUACCUCCUCCAAAAGAAUUACCUUAGGGUUCAAUUUAUGAAUCAACUUAAGAUCAGUUUAGAAAUGAAAUAGAAGAUAUUUUAAAUUACACAUUAAUUCAAUUAAUUAAAGAAGAUAUUUAUGAUAAUUCUAAUGGUUUAGGGGAUCUUACUGUAGCUAAGGAAUUAUUGUAAGAAGAAAGAUAAAUAUUAUUGGGAGAUUAAAAUUUGAAUGAUCUUGAUACUAUUUGGAAUAAAGUUAGAUAACAAUUGUAUUUUGAUUAUGAAGAAUCUAAAUUUGUAAAUAUUGAAAAAAUAGAUGAAGAAGUUAGAAUGGCUAUAUUUAUUGAAUAUUUUAGAAGAACAAGACUUUAAUAUGAAAAAUUGAAUAAAAAAUAAUAAUUCUUUGCAAAUAGAAUCACUAAAUUAAUGAAAGGAUAUGAGUUGAGAAAUGUACAACUAGAAUAAGAAAUCUCAUAAUUGAAUGAUAAGAUAGCUGAAAUUGAAAUGAAUAAAGAAGUAUAUUCAUAAGCAUUACAUCAUGAAAGACAUAUCUACCGAGAUAGAGUACAAGAAUUAGUUAAAUAUCAUGAUAUGUUAUAAGUAAAGAGUAAUGAAUUGUAGGAUAAAUAUUCAUAUUUGACUCAAUAACUUUAGGAAUUAGAAUAAGAAUCAGAAAUUUUAGCAUGAAAUUUAUUAUU